Molecule: messenger RNA, 2793 nt
Organism: Brassica rapa (field mustard)
Lineage: Eukaryota; Viridiplantae; Streptophyta; Magnoliopsida; Brassicales; Brassicaceae
Cellular component (GO): nuclear pore
Source: RefSeq, a predicted model, not a curated record
UCAUUUGACAUCAUCAUUCUUUGCUUUAUCCAUCUCAUCAUUUUCACAUUUCAAUCCGAUCAUCGUCGAUUUUUUUUUUGUUUCCGACGUUGUAAUGUCUAAAAGGAGAGAUGAAGAGACUUGGUAUUAUUCUUUAAUUAAAUAAUUGAUAAGAUAAGGACGUGCUCAUACGUUACUUCAUAAUGCUUACUUGUGUCGUGUUACUGUCUGCACAAGUUGAUUAUUAUUUUAACUUUGUAUUGUUUCUUACAGUAUAUAAUUAGAUAAUCAUGAAAAUUGUGUGAUGCUCAUGAAUGAACGAAAUGAAAUGUUUGUUUGUCAAUGUGGAAACAUGUGUUGCUGUCACGAGUUAUUACCAGGCUACAAUAAUGUCGACAUUUGAGUCGGUGGUCAUGUUCUCUUGCCUUGCUUCUCAAGAUUUCAUCAAAUCUGUUAUCAUUAUUAUUCCUUUUUUAAAUGAAUGGCUACAAUGUCUAAGACAAUUCAUUUUCUUGAUUUCUGCUGCCAAUAAUGUUAUGAUUAUUAUUAUUUCUUGUUUUAUUUUCAGGUAGAAGAAGGAGAUGAAAAGAUUCGAGAGGCCAAGAACUUCAAUUACCUCAAAGCCAAGAACCAGUUCUAGUUUAGCAAAGAAAGAUCAGAAACAGCAGCCCACUAGCAAAGCCAAUGGAGUCAAACCUCUCAAUGCUGCUCAGCUUGUUUCAAGAGUUCUAGAUGCAACUGCUUCUGAUCCUUCUACACUCACUCUAAAUGAUUCAACAACUGGAUCCGAGUCUUCUGAAGUCUAUGACAAUGUCAAUCUUCAUUACAUGGACGAUGCCAACGAGAAGCCAAGGAAUGACGAGACUCUGAUGAUGGACUACGGUGACGAAUCAGGAACCGAAACAAACAAUGAUGGUUCUGUCUCUUCUUCUCAAGGAGGUGAUGUGUUUUCCCUUGAAGAUAAGAAGAAGUCAGAAAAGCCUUCUAGGGUUCCUAAAAGCAGAAGCUCUCAGGAUAUAAUACCCUUAGCAUCAAAGGGACGUACCAAUGCCGGUUCGGUUAGAUCUCGAUCCAACACCUUCCACGGCACUGCUAGAAAGACCGUUAGAUCCAGUAAGAGUCAGGCAAAAGAUUUGUCUGAUCUCACUUCUUAUAGAAGCAGCUCUGAGAGUAAGAAGACUUACUCUCCUGAAGCGGUUGAUGACACUUCUUUUGAGGAUGCAAAAGAAGAUGACAAGUUUGAAGAUGCGUUGAAUAAUAACACUGAAAGUGACAAUGACAAUGAAGCACCUGUGGACAAGGAAGACAAAGGGAAUGAAGUCUUGACUCAAAAGAUUGGGACGUUGGAGUCUCGAAUAGAGCAACUUGAAGAAGAGCUGAGAGAGGUGGCUACUCUUGAGAUGUCUCUCUACUCUGUGUUUCCAGAGCAUGGGAGCUCAGAACACGAGCUGCACAGACCUGCACGUGACCUUUCUAGACUCUACGCACUUGCUAGAAAGAAUCAGAAUGAAAACAAGUUGAUCUCAGUAGCCAAAAACAUUGCUUCUGGUCUUUACUUGGUGUUGAAGUCAUGUGGAAGCGAUGUAUCUAGGUUAACUUUCUGGUUGUCCAACACUAUCAUGUUGAGAGAGAUUAUUUCAUAUGAGUUUGGUAGCCCAAAUCUAAAUGGAUCUAACCGGCUUGAAGAAGAUUGGACAGAUGUUAGAACUUUGUUAACUGCACUAAGAAGAGUUGAAUCAUUUUUAUUCACAAAAACUGUUGGAUCCAUAUGGUCACAGGUGAUGAUGGUUCAUAUGAAACCUCAAGGAGUAGGCUCAACAAAGGCUGAGAUGAUGGGGAAUUUUUCAGAGCCAGCAACAUGUGACCGUUUACAAGAGAGCUUUUCUGUAAACCUAUGGAGAAAAGCUUUUGAGGAGGCUCUUCAACGGCUGUGUCCUGUUCAAGAAGCAUGUGGUUGUUUGCAUGUGUUGACAAGAAUGGUUAUGGAGCAAUGCAUUGCAAGACUUGAUGUGGCUAUGUUCAAUGCCAUUCUCCGUGAGUCUGCUCAUCAGAUACCAACUGAUCCUGACUCUGAUCCCAUUUGUGACCCAAGAGUUCUCCCAAUUCCAGCAGGCGUUUUGAGCUUUGAAUCUGGCGUUAAACUAAAAAACACGGUUGGCUUCUGGUCAAGAUUGCUUACAGACAUCUUUGAGAUCGAUGAUGAUCAUUCUGCGGCAAGAGUAGAUGAGACAUUUAAGCCUUUCCACUUGCUCAAUGAACUGAGCGAUCUCCUUAUGCUUCCAAAAGAAAUGCUUGUAGACAGUUCCACCAGAGAUGAGGUCUGUCCAUCAAUUGGUCUGAGUUUAAUAAAAAGAAUCUUAUGCAACUUCACCCCAGAUGAGUUCUGUCCAUACCCUGUCCCAGGAAGUGUUCUUGAGGAGCUCAACAUGCAGAGCAUAACUGAGAGUAGAACCUCAUCAGGAGGAGAGGCAACUAGAAACUUUCCUCGACAAGUCGAUCCGGUUCAGUACUGUCUUCCUUCUAGUGCACAGUUGACAGAUAUGGUUGCGGAGUUCAGUGACAACCUUAAGGUUUCCAUGAUACAAAACAUAGCAUACAACAAUGAAGAGGUAGAAAUAUCAAGAUCUCCUCCAUACUACAAAAUCAUCAAAGGAGUUGAAGAAAAAGACAACCUUAGUUUCUCUCCCACUAAUGAAAGAUACAGACUCCUUGGAGAAAUCUAAAACCAAAAGCUCAUCAUAAGAUGUACAUUCACACACACACUCCACAAACAAAACAUACAAUCUUCAUUCUUUAUAGUAAAAAAAAAAACUA